AUGGCUUCGGUAGGAACCGAGCCUACUGGUACAGCCGUGGAUAAGACGGCAUCCACAAAGAAAGAUGGUCUCGAUCCAACAAGCAAUGGGGAAGAGAAGCCAGAUGGAGACAGAGAGGCAGCAGAGAGACUGACCUCUUCUCCUGAAGUGGAAGCGAUGGUCAACGGAACCGAACGUGACGACGUGAGGCACAAGAACCUGAUGACAAGCAACAAUAAGUCUGUAACGCUGGUAAAUGAAAACGGCACAUCAGACGUGGAGCCGCUGCAUGGCUCCCAUGCUGGAAGCAAUGGAUUAAUUCUGGUCAACCAGCAGCAGCAGGACAACAGCGCUGCAGUGACACAGGGUCUGGCAGUUACCCCUCAUAGGACUAACUGGAAGCCCUCAGGCUUAGCGACAGGCGCACACAGAGCCACACCGCUCCCUGCCUCGGCAGCAGGGUGCUCAACGAGUUCAGGUGCUUUAAGGACUGCCCCCAGUACAGGGACUGUGUCGGGACAGGGGACAUCAGAUGCUAAGAAUGGCACAGUUUCAUGUCCUGUCCCAACUUCAGCGCCAGUUACAAUACACAGAGCACGCAAGACCAUGUCCAGACCUGCUGUCAGCCCAGCACAAAAGCUUCUUAACAGGGAAUUAAGAGAAGCAAAAAGUGCCAAAAUCGACACUCAGGUUGUGUCUGAUGUGCAGAAAACCUCUCAGCCGUCAUCUGCUCAGAACCAUCUACCUCAGAAUCCGCCAGAUACGCCAGCAUCAACACAGACUGCUUCAACAGCCUCACCAGCAGCUCAGACAGAGCUGGCAGUUCCUUCAGCUCCUCCAGCACUUGCCAAACUCCAAUUAGUAGGGUCAUACUCAGCGGGUUAUGUGUCCCGUAAGAAGAAGAGGAGGAUGGGGACGUACAGCCUGGUUCCCAGGAAGAAACCCAAAGUCCUUAAGCAGAGAACUGUGUUGGAGAUGUUUAAGGGGCAACAGCAGUCUGUCAAGAGCCCACAGACAAAAGAAGUUACAAGCAUAAAUGGGGAAAAGGUGGGUAAUGCGUCUGAGGAGGAAGAGUCAGAAGAUCUGGAGUCUGAGGAGGAAGAACAACAACAGCAGCAGCCAGUGGGGGAACCUGUUUCUGCUAUUCAGGAAGCAACCGAACCAUCUGAUCAGGUGAGAGAUGAGCAAGAAGAAUCGGAAGAAUCUGGUGAAGAGGAGGAGGGUACAGAGUCGGACUUGAGCACUGAGUCUAGUUUAAAGAAGACGAUGAAAAAAAAAACUAAAGCAGACAGUGCCUGGCUCAAACCUUCCAGGAAGAGAAAAAGAAGGAUGAAGGCCAAAGUUUUACGCUCAGAAACGGAGGCAGUAGGUCAGCCCCAGGUUUCAGCUCAUGUUUCUGUACACGAUGAAAGGGGAUACACACACCUUCUUCCGUCCGAGUCCAUAAACCUCAGCAAGACGCCACACAACAAAGAUUCUUUGGGGUCAACGGUUGAGGAGGCUCAGGAACUUCCGCUCUGCAGCUGCCGCAUGGAGACCCCCAAGAGUCGAGAGAUUCUCAUACUGGCUGACAGGAAGUGCAUGGCCACAGAGAGUGUUGAUGGACAGUUAACCCGCUGCCAAAGUGCCGUACUCAAACACGAAAUGAUGCGCCCCUCAAACUCUGUUCAGUUGCUUGUUCUGUGUGAAGACCACCGCAGCAGCAUUGUUAAACACCAGUGCUGUCCCGGCUGUGGCUUCUUCUGUAGAGCAGGAACCUUCAUGGAAUGCCAGCCAGAUGUCAAUGUCUCUCACCGUUUCCAUCGGGCAUGUGCUUCUAUGCUGCAAGGUCAAAGCUUCUGUCCCCAUUGUGGAGAAGAGACCAGCAAGGCCAAGGAAGUCACCAUAGCCAAGGCCGACACCACCUCCACCGUGCCCCCAGCUCUCAUACACUGGCCUGUCACACCUGUAGCUCCCGAGGGCCGAGCUGACACCACCACUGGAAGCUCCUCUUGUUUGACUCUGUGCACUGAGACCACUGGCCAAGCUGACAGUUCACUCUCCAUACGUUCUGCUCCUGGACUCGACAUCUCAGAUGGUCCUGGGUUUUCCCGGGAUGUCUCCCUGCACAUUGGGGUGGGUACGAAUGUCCCCCCUGCUCUCCCUCCUGGACCACCGAAAGAAACUCUAGAUAGCAUCUUGGUGGCUCUUGACAUGGAGAAGCCCAAAAAGCUGCGGUUUCACCCCAAGCAACUUUACCUCUCUGCCAAGCAGGGAGAACUAAAAAAGGUCUUGCUUAUGUUGGUGGAUGGAAUUGACCCAAAUUUUAAGAUGGACUCUCAGAAUAAACGCACACCACUGCAUGCAGCAGCUGAGGGGGGUCACAAAGACAUCUGCCACAUGCUUGUACAAGCUGGAGCAAACUUAGACAUGUGUGAUGAGGAUCAGCGAACUCCACUAAUGGAGGCUUGCGAGAACAAUCACAUGGAAGUGGUUUUGUAUCUGCUGAGAGCUGGAGCUAGUGCCACUCACAAGGAUGCUGAAGGGUUCACAUGUCUCCACCUAGCUGCAAAGUCUGGUCAUUACGAGAUUGUUGAGUACCUUUUGGGCACAGGACUGAUUGAUAUAAACUGCCAGGAUGAUGGAGGCUGGACAGCCAUGAUCUGGGCCACAGAAUAUAAACAUGUCGACCAGGUGAAGCUGCUUCUUUCCAAAGGGGCAGACAUCAGCAUCAGGGAUAAGGAGGAAAACAUUUGCCUUCACUGGGCAGCAUUCUCCGGCAGUGUGGAAAUUGCUGAGCUGCUGCUGAAUGCCAACUGCAAUCUGCAAGUGGUCAACAUCCAUGGAGACUCUCCUCUGCACAUUGCUGCGAGGGAGAAUCGCCUGGAUUGCGUCACACUUUUCCUGUCUCGAGGAGCAAAUGUGUUUCUGAAGAACCGGGAGGGAGAAACUCCUCCAGACUGCUGCAGCCACAAUUCCAGGGCUUGGGCUGCCCUGCAGGCCAACAGGAGGGAGAGGGAUGUCAAGAACGCCAGGCUCAGACAAGCAAAAGAAAAGCUUAUUCACAGUGACAUAUCUUUAGGGCAAGAGCGAGUUCCCAUUCCUUGUGUCAACUCUGUGGACAGUGAAUCCUACCCAGAAGACUACAAAUACAUUUCUGAAAACUGUAUCACAUCACCUAUGAAUAUUGACCGGAACAUAACGCACUUACAGUACUGUGUUUGUAAGGAAGACUGUUCUUCAAGUAUCUGCAUGUGUGGACAGCUUAGUCUGCGCUGCUGGUACGACAAGAGCGGCUGUCUACUUCCUGAGUUCUGUCGGGAGGAGCCCCCUCUCAUCUUUGAGUGUAACCACGCCUGCUCCUGUUGGAGGACAUGCAAGAAUCGUGUGGUGCAAAAUGGACUCAGAAUCAGGCUUCAGCUUUUCAGGACCAGUAAAAAAGGGUGGGGAGUCCGGACUCUUCAAGACAUACCGCAGGGGACUUUUGUAUGCGAGUACGUGGGUGAGAUCAUAUCUGAAGCAGAGGCAGAGAUGAGGCAAAAUGAUGCUUACCUGUUCAGUCUAGACGAUAAGCCUCAAGAUCUCUACUGCGUUGAUGCUCGUUUCUAUGGAAACGUCAGCCGCUUCUUAAACCACAUGUGUGAGCCGAACCUGUUUGCCUGCCGCGUGUUCACAACGCACCAGGACCUCCGUUUCCCACACAUUGCCUUCUUUGCAAGUGAAAAUAUCAAGGCUGGAGAAGAGCUUGGAUUCAACUAUGGUGAACACUUCUGGGAAGUCAAAAGCAAGCUGUUGAGUUGUGAGUGCGGCUCCUCUAAGUGUAGAUACUCCUCGGUGGCUAUGACGUCCUUGCAGGCAGACAGCACACCGGAAAACCAGCAGCAGCCCAGUGCAUCGCCUGACACCAGCUCUUCCAACAGCUCUUCCAACAGUCCCUCUAGUCCUUCCUAAACCCCCACCCCAACCAAAACUAACCCCAGUCACGCCUACACAUGACAGACCGGGGAAUCCGUUUUCUUUAUGAACCUUGAACUUGUGAACUUGUACUGUAUCCCUACUUUUUCAUUUAAACAAAGGACCACCCACCUUCAUGACAACUUGUAAAACUUUAUUACACCAAAACGGAUGCACAGUCCAGUCCUGGAAGAUCUUACUGAUCCAUAUUUCCACCAUUUGGAACAUGAACUACAUGUUACUUUAUGGACAGCAAACACCACAGAGACAAUAAAAGACACACCUUUCUCUCACACCUUUAUUCAGAUGGAGAACUGUGUACUUUGUCUUCUUCUGUUUUUUACAAAACAAAUAGUUGACAUUGUCGUGAUUCUAGAAUUUGGGAUAUUGUCCAAACUCUUAAGAUGACUUAAGCGCACAACUGGGUGUCACUGUUUCGACCAUGGCGGUCAUUUACCUUGAACCAUUCCAGCAAAAUGAGCUGAUCACCGUGGAACAUGAUGCCACUUUUACAUGUCACGUAAACCUUGUCAUAGUGUUUGAAAGACCAUUGUGUAUGUCUUUCUUUAUUCAACACAGCUGAAAAUCCAUAAAAAAAACAAUAAACUCAGUUAAAUACAAUGAAAUGGUUGAAAAAGAGUGCAACUAAGAUCAGAAUUAAGAUUGUUUAGAAAAAAGACACUGAACCAUACCUCAGAAAUUAGGUCUUUCUAGUCUGAAUAAAUUGACUGACCUUUUUAUCAAAGACGUUUAAGGGGCUUGACCGUGUCAGUUUUUGCCACAUUUUUGAAGCAUUUAAACUGAAAAUGAUCUAACAAAAAAAGAGAAAAUGGUGCUGAUAAAGGUUUUAACUUUUAUUUUCAUUUUUAUGACCCAGGUGAACAUAGUUUGUAAAAUAAGAGGAUGUUUUUAUGUUUUUUAUGUUUAAUUUUAUCUCCAGUUUUCUAAUCGUAGUCAUCAUAGCUAGAUUUUACUUUUCUUUCGUGAUUUUGCUGACAGAAGCCUAUCUGUCCUUUAGAAUGUUGAAAGGAAAGCAGUGAUUGUUCUGCGGAGUUUUGAAAGACAUAAUUGAAAAAAAUGGUGAUUAAACAAUGCACUUCCAUUAAGUUCUGUUACAUAUUACUGGACCGUGAACCAUCCGUCUGAUUGGUUGUAUCUUUUUCAAUAAAUUUAAUACUAUAAUGCAUUGAUCCUGGGGAACUUUGCUCAUUGUAGUCUGCAGGAGGGUAAACCUGAUAGCUCUUUAA
Molecule: messenger RNA, 5159 nt
Organism: Menidia menidia (Atlantic silverside)
Lineage: Eukaryota; Metazoa; Chordata; Actinopteri; Atheriniformes; Atherinopsidae
Source: the annotation of a GenBank genome assembly